Messenger RNA from Pipistrellus nathusii (Nathusius's pipistrelle), 603 nucleotides. The record is from the annotation of a GenBank genome assembly. Lineage: Eukaryota; Metazoa; Chordata; Mammalia; Chiroptera; Vespertilionidae.
AUGGGGAAUGGACUGUCAGACCAGACUUCUAUCCUGUCCAGCCUGCCUUCGUUCCAGUCCUACCACAUCGUUAUCCUGGGCCUGGACUGUGCUGGGAAAACGACGGUGCUGUACAGGCUGCAGUUCAACGAAUUCGUCAAUACUGUGCCCACCAAAGGAUUUAACACGGAAAAGAUUAAGGUAACCUUGGGGAAUUCUAAGACUGUCACGUUUCACUUCUGGGACGUCGGUGGCCAGGAGAAAUUAAGGCCCCUGUGGAAGUCCUACACCCGAUGCACAGACGGCAUUGUGUUUGUCGUGGACUCCGUUGACGUUGAAAGGAUGGAAGAGGCGAAAACCGAACUUCACAAAAUUACUCGGAUAUCAGAAAACCAAGGCGUCCCUGUACUCAUAGUUGCUAACAAACAAGACCUGAGGAACUCGCUGUCCCUCUCGGAAAUUGAGAAACUGUUAGCCAUGGGGGAACUGAGCUCGUCAACCCCCUGGCAUUUGCAGCCCACCUGUGCCAUCAUAGGGGACGGACUCAAGGAGGGGCUGGAGAAACUCCACGAGAUGAUCAUUAAGAGAAGGAAAAUGUUGCGGCAACAGAAGAAGAAGAGAUGA